UUCGCUGUUCCUUCUCUUAUUUCCCGUCAGCUACUUCAACUUCCCCUUCUCCGGUGCGUGCCGUUGGGCCUCGUCGACCCGGAAAACCCGCAACCCGGACCCGAAUCCGAUUACAUAUUCGUACAUACUGCAUAGAAGUUGCACGCAGAAUCUGAGGCUAGUUCUCGUUUACAUCUAUCUAUACACAGAUUUACAUUGCCGUUCCCUUGCAAUGGCUGCCACAGCAACUGCCUCUUCAGUUGGUCCGCGGUAUGCACCACCAGACCCUACUUUACCAAAACCAUGGCGCGGUCUUGUGGAUGGAAAGACUGGGUAUCUUUAUUUUUGGAAUCCUGAAACUAAUGUUACCCAAUAUGAGCGGCCUUCGAGCUCAUCUGCCCCACCUAAGUAUUCUUCUUCGGUGUCUAGUUCCUCUGUCCAGGUUCAACAGUCAUCUCAAGGGCAGCAGCGUGGUCGCAGUCCUGAGUUGAGUGAUAGGUAUGAUAGAAACAGUGGAGGUGGGUCAAACAAUGAAGGUGGAUUGCGCAACUACCAGGAGUCGAAAGGUGGAAAUUUUAGCUCUCAUAAUACUCCAAAUGGGAUGCAUUCUGCUGGAAAUGUUAGUUCCUCUAUCAAAGGUCAAGGAGCACCAGAUACUGGAGUUGGGUUAUCUCCAGAGGCUUAUCGGCGUCGGCAUGAAAUUACAGUUACUGGUGAUGAUGUUCCUCCACCACUUACGUCAUUCGGUUCAAGUGGCCUUCCCUCUGAGAUUCUUAGAGAGGUACAAAAUGCUGGGUUCUCUGCCCCAACUCCAAUUCAGGCACAGUCGUGGCCUAUUGCUCUUCAAAGUAGAGAUAUAGUUGCAAUUGCUAAAACAGGUUCAGGGAAGACUCUGGGGUAUUUAAUUCCAGCAUUUAUUCAUCUCAAGCGCACUGGUAAUGAUCCAAGAAUGGGCCCCACAGCAUUGGUACUAUCACCAACAAGGGAACUGGCAACACAGAUACAAGAUGAAGCUGUGAAGUUUGGGAAAUCGUCAAAAAUUACUUGUGCAUGUUUGUAUGGAGGAGCACCAAAGGGUCCUCAAUUGAGGGAUAUUGAUCGUGGAGCAGAUAUUGUGGUAGCCACUCCUGGCCGUUUGAAUGAUAUUCUUGAGAUGAGGAGAAUUACUCUUAACCAGAUUUCUUAUCUAGUGCUGGACGAGGCAGACAGGAUGCUGGACAUGGGCUUUGAGCCUCAAAUUAGAAAGAUUGUAAAUGAGGUGCCUGCUCGUAGGCAAACUCUUAUGUAUACUGCAACAUGGCCUAAGGAGGUUAGGAAAAUUGCAGCUGACCUGCUGGUCAAUCCCGUUCAGGUGAACAUCGGGAAUGUAGAUGAGCUUGUUGCUAACAAAUCUAUUACUCAGCAUGUUGAAGUAUUGACCUACAUGGAGAAACAGAGACGACUGGAAAAUAUUUUGCGGUCACAGGAUCAAGGAUCUAAAAUAAUUAUUUUUUGUUCUACCAAGAAAAUGUGUGAUCAACUUGCUCGUAAUCUUGCACGCCAGUUUGGAGCUGCUGCUAUUCACGGGGAUAAAUCCCAGUCUGAGAGGGACCAUGUCUUGAAUCAAUUUCGGACUGGGAGGUCUCCUGUCCUUGUUGCUACGGAUGUUGCAGCUCGAGGAUUGGACAUUAAAGACAUCAGGGUGGUUGUCAACUAUGACUUCCCUACAGGAGUGGAAGAUUAUGUUCAUAGGAUUGGGAGGACCGGGAGAGCUGGGGCCACUGGUUUGGCAUACACUUUCUUUGGGGAGCAGGAUGCUAAACAUGCUACAGACCUCAUCAAAGUCUUGGAAGGUGCAAACCAGCGAGUUCCUCCUGAACUUCGGGAUAUGUCAGGACGGGGUGGUGGGAUGAAUAGAUCCAGACGAUGGGGUUCUUCUGGUUCUGGCCGCGGGGGACGCGGUGACUCUGGAUUUGGUGGAAGGAAUAAUGAUUCUGGAUACGGUGGAAGGGGUAGUGAUUCUGGAUACAGUGGAAGGGGUAGUAGUGAUGCUGGAUAUGGUAGCAGAGUUGGCGACUCUAGUUAUGGAGGAAAGGGUGGGUGGUCUGCUUCUGGCAGAGGUGGAGGUCGUGGGUCAGACUAUGAUUCACAGAGGAAUGAUCGGGCUCGGAGUCCUGACAGGGGAUCUAGUUGGAGUGAUCGCUUCAAAAACCGUGAUCGCAGUCGUAGCCGUAGCCGUAGCCCUGUCAGGGUCCCACCAAAUUCCAAUGUCAGCUUUCACAAAGCAAUGAUGGAACGUGGUGGAGGUGAUAGUGAUCGCAAGGGUUUUAAUCGGGACCGAAGCCGCAGUCCUGCCCCCUACAGCAAGGACCGGGCUCCCACUGGUCGCGAACGUUCCCCCCCUUACAGUUUUCAUCGCUCUGUUAUGGGGCAAGGUCGAUCAUCCUCCCCAUAUCGACAGCAGCAUGCAGAGGAAAAAGCAUUAAGACGCAGUCCUAAUCGAAGUUCACCAUCCUCUCCUGGUGGUGGUAGAUCGAACAAUGGUACUCAAAAGGAGUGGGGAGGGUCUCAUGGUGACGGGAAGUAUGGUGGAUCUUCCUAUAAUGGAGAAGAGGAGGAAGGCAUGAUACCUGAUGAAGAAGGCAUGAUAGGUCAAGAUGAUGGUGUAUAUCAAAAUGCAGACUAGAGGCUUUUCAGCUGUGGUUAACAAUCUUACUUAAAGGUUAUUUUGGUGUACUUUUGCAUAUGGAAAAGACAAUGUUACUUGAACAAAGGGCAACCUAGGAUUUGGUAGUGAAGUACAUGGCAAGUGUAUAUUUUUGAGGGGCUGAAUGGGAAAAAAGCCUUCAAGCCUGGAAAUGGCAUAGAUGAACUUAGUAACGAAUAUUAUUAUGGUGUUUUGUUUAGUUGCAAGUAGUUAGCAGCAUAUAUUUUGGUGAAAGCAAGCAGCGAACAAAUGUGACGGUGACACACUGACACUUGUGCUUUUGAGUUGUAAUUUGCCGUCUGCUAAUGCGAGCUUUAGAUUUUAUUUACAA
Messenger RNA from Arachis duranensis, 2996 nucleotides. Its product is annotated as DEAD-box ATP-dependent RNA helicase 46. The record is from RefSeq and is a predicted model, not a curated record. The transcript has 9 exons. Gene Ontology annotation, molecular function: RNA binding; protein binding; ATP binding. Gene Ontology annotation, cellular component: nucleus; ribonucleoprotein complex; cytoplasm. NCBI's taxonomy places the organism in Eukaryota, Viridiplantae, Streptophyta, Magnoliopsida, Fabales, Fabaceae. The coding region runs from base 212 to 2644 and encodes 810 amino acids.